Molecule: messenger RNA, 1102 nt
Organism: Branchiostoma floridae (Florida lancelet)
Lineage: Eukaryota; Metazoa; Chordata; Leptocardii; Amphioxiformes; Branchiostomatidae
Product: aggrecan core protein-like
Exons: 5
Coding region: 164-1102 (312 amino acids)
Molecular function (GO): carbohydrate binding
Source: RefSeq, a predicted model, not a curated record
GAUUGGUAGUUAGGGCGUGGCACGCCCACAUGUGACGUCACUAUUUACCCAGAAAACGGCAGGUAACACCGCCACUGAGCAGUUCAUUCGUUCCAACGUCGAGCGUAGCCGAAGGGCUAAUUUCAAGGUGUUCAAGUCCUCAAGAAGUGCUCACAAACUUAAGAUGUUCGUCCGAGACGGGCCAAGAAACGCACUUAGCCAGUGGACCUGUAUGCUGGUGUUGCUGUUUGUAUUUGGGGCGUACUACGGUGUAACAGGAUGUUCGGAAGCAGACUACGUCAGUUUCAACGGAAUUUGCUACAAGGACUUUGCCGAGGAAAAAACCUACGAAGAGGCCAGACAGACAUGUGCCAGGGACGGUGGACUGCUAGCCAUGCCGAAAGACGACGCCAUCAACACCUUUAUCCACGAUCUGUCUGGUGGUGCUAUACGUUGGAUUGGGUUAAAUGACAUCAACAACGAAGGCCAGUUUGUGUUUGAGGACGGCCAAACCCUGGAGGAAGCCAGCUACAGCAACUGGAAACGCGGGGAGCCGAACGAUCUUGGGCGUCGCGGCGAGGACUGUGCACAAAUCUAUACUUCCGAACACGCCUGGAAUGAUGCACCUUGUGACCGUACCUGGGGAUUUAUCUGUCAACUGGGUACUGAAGUUGGUCGAGCGUGCGAAAGAGAAUGGCUGACGAUCACAUGUGCCGAAGGAGGAACUAUCCUUGUUUCACACGCAAACUAUGGGCGCACCUCAUCCACAUACUGUACUGAGGGCCCCCGCGUUACCGACACCGACUGUACCUCCGAAACCAGUCAAGAUAUAGUUUCUGAAACGUGUAAUGGGGAAACGCAUUGCUCCAUACUGGCGUCUAACUCGGUGUUCGGCGAUCCCUGUGUGGGCACGCACAAGUACCUGGAAGUGGGGUACAGCUGCGUACAACCGGGAAAUACAACAGCUACAACGGUGCAGAUGACUGUAACAACCAUGGAUACACAAGGCUACUGUCCGGAGGCCGUUGUUGAGACGGAGACCGAACCGGUUGUCUUCCCGCGUACUGAGGGCGGAGAUUUCUCAUACUCCGUAGAACGCUGCCCCUCUUUCCCAGGCAAGUAA